Wickerhamiella sorbophila is the source of this 567-nucleotide messenger RNA. RefSeq lists its product as hypothetical. The transcript has a single exon. Gene Ontology annotation, biological process: anaphase-promoting complex-dependent catabolic process. Gene Ontology annotation, cellular component: anaphase-promoting complex. The record is from RefSeq and is a predicted model, not a curated record. Bases 1 to 567 code for a protein of 188 amino acids. Lineage: Eukaryota; Fungi; Ascomycota; Dipodascomycetes; Dipodascales; Trichomonascaceae.
AUGUUCUCGUCGUUGGCAUCUUGGACCAUCGCCAGCUUUCAGAAGGACAUAUCGGCCAGAAAACACCUCUCUCAAAGGUCUAAAAUAUCAGAUAAUGCUGAGGAAUCUCUAAUUGAAGAUUUAAAGCGGAGUGUUCGUUCCACAGGCUCGGAGACUUUGAAACCUCCAGGAGUGUUUAAAACCCUUCAGCAGCUCACCGAAGAUGCUGUGACUGAGCAAAGCUAUGAUAGUGCUGGACUGAAUGAUCAAGGCUUCCUGGCAGAGGUAAGCAAUGAAGCUGAUGCUGAUCGGUCCAUAUCGCUUUUGCACGCAGAUUCAUCCCAAGGCGAGUUUGCGUUGAAUACAUCCAACCACAGAUCACCACCAUCCUUCGUGUUCAGUCCAGUAACACAAGCAGAGACUUCUACCUUUGAACGUUUUGGGUCUGCUGGUAACGACUCGUGGAACACUACAUAUACCGAAGACGACACCUACAAUGAUAUGGAGUAUGUUAGGCAAGGGUUCAUGCCUUCGAAUGAGCCUAACGCUUUUAUCACACCCCGAAGAAUAUCUAGCAGGACAUAUUGA